AUUCGAGUGGUGUGCGAAUGGUCCGUCCAUUCUUCAAUUGAUAUUUCUCUAACGAACUUCAUACAAUGAUACCGCCCGGCGAAACGGUUGCACUGUUGAUUGACACUUGCACAAAUUUUGCGAUUAAAAUAUCAGUUGUAAAGUGCUAACAAAACUAGAUAAAAUCUUGCAUGAAUAAAUAAUUUGUUCUGAGCUGGAACAAUUCGCACCUUAAAAGUGCUUGAAAGUAAAACUCUUUUCUCUUCAAUGCUUCAUAUUUGAAUGUAUAUGGUCAGAGCUCAGCAUUUGUUAACAGUACCAGAAUUACCAGAUUGUACCGUAAUACCAGAAAAGCUCUGGAUUGUGAUAUUUUUAUAAUUGUAAUUUAAACUCUUAUUAAAAAAAUAUAAUCAUCUUCUUCAAAAAUGGCAAUCGAUACGGAACCAAAAGCUGCAAAGAGAUCGCCGGUUUAUUACCUCAUCAUUGAUUACAGAAAUGACAAACUGUACUCUCAGUAUUACAAAGGAAUCGAUGCUCCCAACUAUAGCAUCCGAAAAUCCUCAUCUGGAUCAAAACGGGUUGUGGUCAUUCGGGCGAAACUCCUGCCCAAGCGCUGCCGUCCUCGCGUGAAGGAUUCGGAGAACGGCGGAGUCGCAUGGAGGCGCAAGAGCAGUUCCAAGCAUCCGCGCAGACGAUCCUCCACCCCGCCCACGCCCAGACCCACCCUUCUGCUGCCCCCCAUGCGGUGCACGGGAACUGCACUCUGCUCAGACACCGCCACCACCGCCCCUGUCGUCACCACGAGGGUGCAACACAGGGAGCCUGCCGAAGCCACCUACCUCACUCUGGAAAACAGUUCUCACACUCAACAACUUCCUCAACCUUCUGCCCCAAGUCCUGGUCAUCUGUUCUACAACAGCGAAGAUCACAGCGACAUCACUUUCAUCGUAGGCCAAGAGGAAUGGAGAUUCCCUGCCCAUUCCUUCAUUCUUAGCAAAACCCGACCAACACUGUCCGCUCUCUUGAAGGCAGCUCAUGGGGAUCAAGCUGAGGAGCUCAUGGCCCGUCUCAGCAGCGUGGAUGUCCAGUCAGAACCAGUUACGCCAGUCGUUCUCAAACUCCCCAAUCUCCAACCUGAAGUCUUCGAGCAAAUGCUCAGAUACAUCUACACAGGGCAUGUCACUUUACUCACUGUAGACUCAACUCUGCGUCUUCUGCAUCCCAGCAGAGUGUACCAUCUUCCUUUACUCACCACUCAUUGCCUAAGCCACAUUUCAAAAAACGUCAACACUUCAAAUGUCCUCAUCGUCCUCAGCCAUCUACUCUGCCCAGAAGUUCAUCAUCCUUGCAACGACUCCGCGCCUCUUGAAGAGUGCCACGACAACGAUAAUGAAAGGAACGAACUCGUUUUCAAGUGCUUCCUAAUUAUCGACCACCAUGCCGAUGACGUCCUACAGAGCGAACUUUUCGAAACUCUGGAACUCGAACUGAUGGUAGAGAUUGUGAAAAGAGACACUUUACAAGUUAGUUCCGAAGCGGUUGUGUUCGAUUCUGUGAUGCGAUGGGCUUGCAGAGCCUGCAAGAAACAGAGGAAGGAACUGACGUCCGAAAAUAAGUGUUCUGUUCUGGGAAAGGCCCUCUACCUAGUCAGGUACCUCACGAUGACACCAGAGGAGUUCCUUCGAGGUCCAGUCAGCCAUGGUAUCUUAUGCAAAGAAGACAAAGACCUGUUUUUGUCCAAGCUUAACAAUCCUACUUCAACAAGCGUCGGAUCUCUUCCAGAUCGAUGGAAUGGAUGGAAGAUUGCAGAGAAACGUCAGCCACAUCAGAAUCUUUUAUCGUUGUCGUCCCCAGAAGUAGCAUCGUCCAACAAUGUGGACUUGACUGUAAUGCCGUCUAAUUCUGUUCAACCAGUGAAUACGAAUGUGAAAAGAACGGAACGGAAGAAAAAAUCAAUGUCCAAAAAGCUGCUUAAUGGAGUGGGUGAUCUGGUCAUAUGUGUCAUUCAGUUGCUUGAUUAAAAUAAAAUUUUUGAUGCUUUAUAGCUUAAUUAGUAUGAGACUGUAUCGACAUUUUUUAUACAUUUUUCAAAUGUCUUAACAGUAUUUUUAUACUAUUUGUCAAGUAAAUAAUAUACUGUGAUUUUUAAAUUAAAAUGUAAUGGAAAAAUUAGAUCAUUAUUACAAUUAAUUUUUCGGUGCUAAAAAAUAUAAAAUGUGCUAAAUGUUUCAAUUUUGUUAUACAAGAUAUGAAAUAAUUUCUUAAGAAAAAAUAAUAAAACAACUUUUGAAUGUUAAUUACGUACAGUAAUUCUUGAAAAUGUGCAUUCGAGUCAUCUGAAUUUAAUGUUUUCUACAAUCGUUAUAAUCUUCUGUUACUAUUUUCCUUUUAUAGUAUUGUAAAUAUGAUUUGAGUGUAAACGAUUGUCAUCUUUUUUUUUUAAGCCAUAUAUAUUCAAAGUUAUUUGUUUUGAAACUUUUUGUUGUUUUAUUAAAGAAAGCAAUUUACUAUAAUCUGCAUUUUGUUAAAAUUGUUACAACUUUAUUAAGAGUAUUAACUGUUACCUAGAAUUCAAAACCACAUUGUUAAAUAACUCACUAAAUAUUUUUUUGAAUUUUAUUUCAUUUUUAUAUAUAAUUUGUUACUUUCCAUAUGUUAAAAAAGGAAUUUAAAAAUUAUGUUUGAUCUUUGCAUGCGUUGAAAAUAAGUAAUAAAGACAAAAAUGAAGCUAAAAUAGUAGAAAAUUCAUUGUAUAGAUUUCAAUUUAAAAUAUUACUAACAUAAUAGUAACAUAUUUGUAAUCUUUCAUUUUAAAGUCUAGUCCAAGUUUAAAUGUAUUAAUGAGAAAUCCAUUAAAAACAUGCUUUGAAGGGAAUAUGGGGCAAAUGGAUUUCCAGCUUGUUUUAUGAAAAGCUUUCUUCAACUAUCACUUUUAAUAUAGAUUUUUUUUGUAUCAAAGUGCUAGAAAUGUAGUUUUUGUAUGUGUAUAUAAAUAAUAAAUGUGAUGAAAGAAAUAAACAUUUUUUUCAAAA
Messenger RNA from Argiope bruennichi, 3011 nucleotides. Its product is annotated as BTB/POZ domain-containing protein 6-B-like. Gene Ontology annotation, cellular component: cytosol. Lineage: Eukaryota; Metazoa; Arthropoda; Arachnida; Araneae; Araneidae. The record is from RefSeq and is a predicted model, not a curated record. Gene Ontology annotation, biological process: neurogenesis. Gene Ontology annotation, molecular function: protein binding. The transcript has 4 exons. Bases 405 to 2000 code for a protein of 531 amino acids.